This is a messenger RNA of Lucilia sericata (common green bottle fly), 1496 nucleotides long. RefSeq lists its product as uncharacterized. The record is from RefSeq and is a predicted model, not a curated record. NCBI's taxonomy places the organism in Eukaryota, Metazoa, Arthropoda, Insecta, Diptera, Calliphoridae. The transcript has 3 exons. Bases 157 to 1326 code for a protein of 389 amino acids.
AAUGUUUAUAAAAUUGACCUUUUUUCAUUGAGGUCAUGAUCUGUUAUCAGUUGUAACGUAAAAAUAUGAUUUUUUCAGCAUAGCUUCUAACAAAUCUACAAAAAAAGCUUUCGCAUAAUCAGUGUGAUUUGAGUUGCUUUCGGAAACACAGAAGAAAUGGAAAAAGUGCGAAUUUUUCUAACGCUUGUUCUUGUGGCAAAUAUUAUUAUUGUUAACUUUAAAGUAAUUCAGACACAAACUGUUGACCUGUCUUUUAAAAGAUGUCCGGAGGGAUAUACCUUUCACACGGAUGGCUUAUGCUAUCCUAACGAAUAUAAACCAUUUCCACCAAAUAACAUCAAUCAAACACAAACGGCAAGCUCUUACAGAUGUCCACAAGGUUAUAUACUUUACACGGACAAUUUAUGCUAUCCAAUCAAAAUUAAGCCAUGCCCGGUUGAUAGCAAAAACACUACAGAAACGCCUGCAACAACUGCAACAACACUUCCGACAACUGCAACAACACUUCCGACAACUACAACAACAGAAUCUACGACAACAACCAGAAUGCCUAUACCAUCUGAAAUAAUCAAAACCCGCUGUCCAACGGGUUCAAUUAUGUUAAAAAAUAAAUGUCGUAAAAUCAUAUGUUCUAUGGGAGAAUACUAUAAAGGCAAUUGUCUGAAACCAGUAUGUCCAGAAGGUUUAAUAUGGCGUGGUAAAAAAUGCCAAAAACCCGGCUAUCUAACAACAAUAAUAGAAAUUAAUAAUGAAAUUAUUAAUGAACAGAAUGAAAAACCUAUAACCCUAGAAAGAAGCCAAACAAAUGAAGUGAUUUAUUACACAACCACAACAACUCAAAAACCUUUAACUACAGUUAGAUCAAUAAUGAGUUCGACUACCGAAAGCCCAAUUAAAUCGAACGUGUCCUCAACUAAUAAUGAUGCUAAUAAUUCCUGUUGUAAAGUCUUUACACCAAGAAUUUGUAAAUUAUAUGGCCAAAAAUGGGUUUGUUUUAAUCGUAAAUAUCACAGGUGUGAUAAACGUAUUUGCACAAUGCCUGUGAUUUAUUUGAAAGCACCCGAAAUUCUUUACGAACCUCCAGUUCUGAUUAUGCCGCCUAAUCCUCAAUUUAAUAUGUAUAAAAGCAGGGAUUCCGAUAUUAAUUUAAAUGCUGAUUGUUCCGGCUGUGCUGCACGUCAUUCAGAGACUUGUUCACCCUAUUGCUAUAGAUACAUUUGUCCAAAUAAUUCUUGUGGAUAUAUGGAUUUAAAUGAAUAUUGCAAUUACUAUCCUGGACAAAAUGGUUGCCAACCCACAGAUGGUUGUCUUUGGAAUUGGUGUUAAGUUUAUAAAUUAAUAAACAUUUAACUAAAAAUGUAAGACACAGAUUCUAAAAUUGAUAUUUUUAAUAUCGAGUAGAAUUGUCAACGAUAUUAUAUAUUUCAAUUUAUAGUGAAAAUUUAAAUUUAAGAAAUUUAAAUAAUGAUAUGAUAAUAAAAAAAAGAACAACUUUU